Penicillium bovifimosum is the source of this 351-nucleotide messenger RNA. RefSeq lists its product as uncharacterized. The transcript has 2 exons. The record is from RefSeq and is a predicted model, not a curated record. Bases 1 to 351 code for a protein of 116 amino acids. Gene Ontology annotation, molecular function: DNA binding; protein dimerization activity. NCBI's taxonomy places the organism in Eukaryota, Fungi, Ascomycota, Eurotiomycetes, Eurotiales, Aspergillaceae.
AUGGCGACAAAGACCAGCCGCGUGAAACAGGAACAGUUGCGGAAACGGCGGAACAACCUUCUCCGCCGCCAUAAUGACUUUUGGCGUCUUUACUCCAUCCGGAGCUGGCUAACUAUGGAGAUGCCGAAUGGCCGCAUCUACACUUAUCAUUCCCAUCCCGAUGUUCCCGUUCCGACAAUGGAAGAGACAAGUACUCGCUCUCGACCUGCAGUCCACAAAACCCCUGCGGACUAUGUCUCCGGCAACUCCACGAAGCUAACGAUUCCCAAGGCUCCGACUUCUUCCAUUCCGAGGCGUCAGAAGGCCGUUUGGGAUUCAUUUUCCCGAUACAUGCAAUAUAUCAGAGCAUAA